CGGCGUCGCUCUUCCACUGCAGCAGGGCUGUCCGCGAACACAUGGUGCAUUCAAUGCUUCAACGUGUCCCGUCUGAAAGAGAUGAAAGAAGGUCCUGGUUUUUCGCCUCUCCCCUUUCAAUAUGCUAGAGAUAGAUCGAAAUGCGUAGUUGCUUUUUUUGGUAGACUGAUCGUCUGGUGUGGUCUUUUGGGGGCCCCGAAGAUUUACACUUGGAGAAGACAAUCCUCCCGUUCUUGUUCCACCAAACCAUUAGGGGGCCGGGGGAAAGUUAACUGACUAUACGAGAACGAGAUUCCCAUGAUCACGGUCAGUCGGUUGCUGGUUCCCACAGCAAUACAAGCACCACCAUCGACUCCACCUCCACCACUGCCACCACCUGCACAUACCGGUGCGAGGCUGCUCCAUAAUCUGGACCUGCUUCCCGCUGGCAUUGUGUCAUCAGGACGGAUUCGGGGGUUUCCAGCUGCAGUUCGCAAUCACGCCUCACCGGAUGGGGCAGAUCCUCCACGCAAGCCAGUCGAUAGCUGUCAAGCCCCUGGGAGAAGCAGAGGGGAGGGGGGAGGGGAGGACCAUCCAUUGCAUUCUGGACGGGUCUGGGGAAUCACCCACACCGGCCGGUCGCCAACCGAAAGGUGUGCCCAGCAGGAUCUAGUGGUGAGCGACGAGGAUCAUCCGUCCGGCGACCUUUCCCAGGGUGCACCAUCUAUGCGUAGGACUAGGGAAGCUGGGGCUGUUCUACUGGGAAGGACGACGAAAAUCAGAAUGCAAAUGUGCACUGUCUUGGCGUUCCUCGACCCCCCCGCAUCCAUGUUAGAGUUUAAAAAAAGCGCAGCCCGGGACGGGGUGGAUGGAUGCCCUACUGACCCUUAUGUAAUAGUCGAACUGCCGGAGGCAUUGAUCACAAAGUUUGCCUAGUUUGGAUGCCCUCUUGAUGGGGUCCACUUCCAUGCCUCCAAUCACUCCCCGACCGAUGAGGAGAAGAGAAUGAACCAGAGAUGAG
Aspergillus neoniger CBS 115656 is the source of this 1000-nucleotide messenger RNA. RefSeq lists its product as uncharacterized. Bases 298 to 915 code for a protein of 205 amino acids. The record is from RefSeq and is a predicted model, not a curated record. Lineage: Eukaryota; Fungi; Ascomycota; Eurotiomycetes; Eurotiales; Aspergillaceae. The transcript has 8 exons.